Dreissena polymorpha is the source of this 2223-nucleotide messenger RNA. RefSeq lists its product as uncharacterized. The transcript has 4 exons. The record is from RefSeq and is a predicted model, not a curated record. The coding region runs from base 139 to 2223 and encodes 694 amino acids. NCBI's taxonomy places the organism in Eukaryota, Metazoa, Mollusca, Bivalvia, Myida, Dreissenidae.
AUUAACAUCAUAAAUUAAUUAUACAUAUUAAAUGGUUCUUUGAUUUUGUUGUUUUAGGUACGUCAGAUAUGCCGAGAUAUACCUAGUUCAGCCAACCACAAGAUAACAGAUGCUGAUCUGCAAGACUUUCUCAAAACAAUGUCCACUCUACUGGCUGAUCCGAUACGCUUAUUGCAAGAUCCCUCAGCAAACGAAGCGCGGAGAAAACUCAGAGAUUUUCAGAAUGAUAAAGUUUCACUAAGAAAACUCGGUUUGAUGUUUAAAGAUGCGAAUGAGGUCGGGGAAUGUUUUUCUAAGAAAAUGGAAAAUGCUAUGGCCGAAGUCAAAAGCAAGAUCCAGGGUUGGGAACAAUGCCUUGAAAGCAAGACACAUGUUGCGGAACAACGCCUUGAAAGCGAUAUUUCAGAUUUCCAACAACGUUUGAUGCAACAUUACAAUGACACUUCGAGCUAUGUGCCGCUUUCUACAUUGGACCAAAGUCUUGAUAAGCGUUUAAUAGACAUAUACGCAAUUCCAAAAAUCCACAGAAUCGAAAUAGAAAAAGAUGGGAGAAGGGUUAAAAAGGAACAAGUACUGACAUACAAGGAACUCUUUUUCACAGAUGAUAAUGAAAAUAAACGUAUAUACUUACAAGGUGAACCUGGUACUGGAAAAUCUACGUUUUCAGCCAAUUUAGUUCAUGAUUGGCGUCAUGGAAAUCAGCCUUUUUCUGCAGUUCAACGUCAAACUGAAGCGUUUGAAGACUUGUCAACCAUUACACAAUUUAAAUUCCUGUUUUUCAUCUCAUUGAGAGAUGCAAGAGGGCAAAGUGAUGUAACGCAUAUGAUAAAGAAGCAGCUGAUUGAUAAAAUAUUUUCUGAAGACCAAUGCCAGGAUGUUUACAAACUUUUCGUACACAUAAUUAAGACUGAAAAGUGUCUUUUUGUUUUAGAAGGCCUAGAUGAAUGGGUGUGUCCAGAUGGUAGUUACUUAGCUGUACCAUCCAUGGCUGGAUUUCCGAUGGAAAAUUGCACAGUUCUUAUAACAUCUCGACCAUGGAAACUAGCUGAUGAACGUAUCAGAAAUUCACAUAUUGAUAUUCUAUUAGAGAUAGAGGGUGUUAGCAAUUGGUAUAAAUUUAGUGAAAGGGUAUUACGGUGCAUAAUUGAUGAGACCAACGAUCUUGCAAAUACGAUGGAGGAAUUUCAGACUUUCAUUAGGAAGCGUGGCUUGAGGGCAUUAUCAUCUUCGCCAAUACUGUACACACUAGUCAUGUGUACAUGGAUAGACACCAUGAGGAAGGAGGAAGAUAUGAAAGAAGCCUCCAAUUGUGCACUAUAUACUGCUCUGCUUGAAAGUCUUUGUAAAAAAGCUAACAGUACUUCGGGCGAUUUUAUUUAUUCCAACCCUUCUCCAGUGAGGUGUUUUUGUGAAACAUCUAACAUGCAGCCAAACAUUGCACACUUAGAAAAGCUAGCUGAAGCAGCUUGUAAAUUGCUGUUCUCUGCUGAAAGAGAAUCAUCUAUUGUUUUCAAUAACAUUACAUUGUCACACUAUUUCUCUUGGGAAGAUUUUACAGAUCAUAAGAUGUUUGCUCUCAAGGCAGGAAUAUUAACAAAUAGGAAAGAUACUAGUUGGACAGGAAGCUCCUACUCGUUCAUUGACAAAACUAUGCAGGAAUUCCUUGCAGCUUAUCAUAUCGCGUGUAAUCUCCAUGUUAUCGAUGACAUCAUUUAUUACUAUCUUAAACGUAACAAGAGUUCAUAUCUCGAUAUAUCGCAAGUGUUCAUAUUCCUGUGUGGGAUGAACAUUUUUGCUGCAAAUAAAUUGUCGGGUUUGAUGAAUGAAUGUGACGUUGCUUACAGCAAGUGUUCUUCUGAAGAUUCCCAUGAGUUUCAGAGCAUAAUUGAGUCUGGAAUAAAAGAGGCAGCAGCCAACAGGCAAGAUGGCAGUGGCCUGAAACUCAGUCAUUUUAACAUUACUGCUGAAAACAUGAGAGAGUUACAUCGCCUAUGGUCUACAAACACAUCAAAUGUUCUGACCUUACAUUUAAGAACAGAUGUUAGUUCACCUGAACCUGGCAAGCCUGAAUCUCGUUACGAGUUUAACCUGUCAUCAUGCCACAAGCUAAAAUCAUUAGAAUUAUUAGGAAAUGGCAUAUGCCUAAGAGGAUGGACAACAGUUUAUGCUCUUGAUGAAGCAGUAAGGCCAAGGAUGAGAUUAGCAUGUAACCAGCUUAGUUAA